GCGCGGCAGUGGGUGCCCAGAGGCGACAGAUCGGGUGCGCGAGCGCCGCGAGAGCCCGGGAAGGCGAGAGAAGAGGGACGAGGAGAGGCCGAGGCGAAGGGCAGCGACUCGCCAUGGGGCUGGAGGCGGCGCGGGAGCUGGAGUGCGCGGCGCUGGGCGCGCUGCUGCGGGAGCCGCGGGAGGCCGAGCGCACGCUGCUGCUCGACUGCCGCCCCUUCCUGGCCUUCUGCCGGCGCCACGUGCGCGCCGCGCGGCCCGUGCCCUGGAACGCGCUUCUGCGGCGCCGCGCGCGGGGCCCGCCCGCCGCCGCCCUCGCCUGCCUGCUGCCGGAUCGCGCGCUGCGGGCGCGCCUGGCCCGCGGGGAGCUGGCGCGCGCCGUGGUGCUGGACGAGGGCAGCGCCUCGGUGGCAGAACUCCGGCCCGACGGCCCCGCGCACCUGCUGCUCGCCGCGCUGCUGCACGAGACCCGCGCCGGGCCCACCGCCGUGUGCUUCCUGCGAGGAGGCUUCGACCGCUUCCAGGCCUGCUGUCCCGAUCUGUGCUCCGAGUCCUCUGCUCCCGUGCUGGCCCCCGCAGGCACCGAAAACGGCAGCUCCGACCUCAGGGUUCCCAUCUAUGACCAGGGUGGACCGGUGGAGAUCCUGCCCUUCCUGUACCUGGGCAGCUGCAGACACUCCUCUGACCUGCAAGGGCUGCAGGCCUGUGGCAUCACAGCUGUCCUCAACGUCUCUGCCAGCUGCCCCAACCACUUUGAGGGCCUUUUCUGCUACAAGAGCAUCCCUGUGGAGGACAGCCAGAUGGUGGACAUCAGUGCCUGGUUCCCGGAGGCCAUAGGCUUCAUCGACCUGGUGAAGAACUCGGGUGGCCGGGUACUGGUCCACUGCCAGGCGGGCAUCUCCCGCUCUGCCACCAUCUGCCUGGCCUACCUGAUGCAGAGCCGACGGGUGCGGCUGGAUGAAGCCUUUGACUUUGUUAAGCGACGCCGGGGAGUCAUCUCCCCCAACUUCAGUUUCAUGGGGCAGUUGCUGCAGUUUGAGACCCAGGUGCUGUGUCACUGAGGCAGGGAUCCUCUGCCUGCCUCCCCACCAUGCGGGUCCUCACUGACUGUGGACAGGUGGGCUCUUGAUGGCCUAGAGCGUCCCCUCACCUGACCGAGCUGCACCCUCGGGGGUGCCUGGAACUUAGGGAGACUGGCCUUUCCACCUGGUGCUCUUCUGCUGGGAGUUCAAGGGCUGGCCCUUAGGAGGGGACAGAGCAGAGGCCCAUCUGCUCUCUUCUCCACUCCUGUGGCAGAAAUUAACUGACUCUACAUUCAUGGACUCUCUGGUCCCAUCGCCAUGUUGAAACCAUUGGCAACCUGAGAGCCCUAAGGAACAAGCUGUGACAACCAGCAGCCCCGUCUAGGGGUGUCCACCCCUGGGCCUGGAGCCUGAGCCCUGUGCUUCUGGGGGUGCUGGGAACUUGGGAAGUGAGGCGCGUGUCGUGUCCUGGACCUCAGACCUCUUGCUUACGUACGUAUGUACGUGAGCGUUUCUCAGCCGCCUGCGUUGGCGCUGGAAAAUUAUUUGUGUUCAACUGACGUUUAAGGCUCCCUCCCCCACUUCCUCCCAGCCCUGUGGCGGGGGUUGGAAACUUAGCACUUUAUAUUUAUACGGAACAUUGAGGAUGUGUCAAUAAAAUAUCGUUUUGUUUAAAAAAACAGCUCCCCAAGCGUCU
Messenger RNA from Sciurus carolinensis (gray squirrel), 1716 nucleotides. It is a transcript of the gene Dusp2, whose product is annotated as dual specificity phosphatase 2. The transcript is spliced from 4 exons. Bases 114 to 1058 code for a protein of 314 amino acids. Gene Ontology annotation, molecular function: MAP kinase tyrosine/serine/threonine phosphatase activity; protein tyrosine/threonine phosphatase activity. Gene Ontology annotation, cellular component: cytoplasm; nucleus. The record is from RefSeq and is a predicted model, not a curated record. Gene Ontology annotation, biological process: protein dephosphorylation; negative regulation of MAPK cascade; endoderm formation. Lineage: Eukaryota; Metazoa; Chordata; Mammalia; Rodentia; Sciuridae.